AUGCAGCAGCGCAAGGAUGAGAUCCUCGCGAAGCGGGCCAAGCUUGCCGAGCUCAAAAAACAGCGCGAGCUACGCCAGAAGGAAUUCACCUCCCGAACCAGCGUCGGGGAUGCUUCAGAGAUUAUCUCACCAGUUCCAAGCCGCACAGAUAAUAGACACGACCUCGAUGACUUGAUCUCUCGCUUGGUCGACCGCCCAGCGUCGGCCUCCCUCAGCCACGGCGCUGAUGGCCAGUCGCGGAGAGGAAGUCGACCAACCUCCGUGCUGAGUGCGAGCCAAUUAAGCGGAGAGAAUGCAGAUUCAUAUGCAGCUCCAUUGCGACCACAAUCUCAGUCCAUUGCCGUCCAGACAACAGAUGAGCCUUGGAUUUCCACUGCAACGGAAGCCCCGCAGCCCCCUGAACUUGAACCCGAAUACAAAUCCACGCCCAAGCCAGAAGUUGUCACUUAUAGCAAGGCCGUACAAACAGACGGAAUCGAUUUGCAACCCGAGACUCCUGAAGAGUCUGUCGCUUCGGACGAUGAGGAGUCACCUGGUACUACGCGGUCGAGCAAGCGUCUCAGUCGACGAGACCGGGAGCGAGAUGAGGAAAUCCGACAAAAGCUUCGCAAGGAAAUUGAGGACGAGCUUCAAGCUACCAAGGCCGAUAAUAAUGAGGACACAGCUACACAAUCUGCAAAGCUGCGGUAUCCUCUACGCAAACUCGAUGACGACGAGCUCAAGGCAGUCACAUCGUCGAACGAUUUCCUAGACUUUGUAGAGCGCUCGUCGAAGGUCAUCGAGCGGGCUUUGGACGAAGACUACGACGUACUGGCAGACUAUGAGUUGGGUGGGACUGAUGGUCAUCUGCAAGAAGAUGAAGAGACUGGCAAGAAAAGGAGAGGAAUGCAAGAAUUCCCUGAAUUGUUGCUUGCAUCAUACACCAAGAAUACUUCCGCUCCUCACGAACCCGAUGGCCUUGUUCAGAUCUGGAAUCAGCACUUGCAAACUCGCCCGGAGUAUGUGUUCCACUCGACAUCCGAUAUCCUUACAGCAAAAUUCUCUCCCUACCAUCCAAACCUUGUUGUUGGAGGCUCCUAUUCAGGACAAGUGCUCGUGUGGGACACUCGUUCCUCGCGCGCCGGUGGAGGCUCUCCGGUACAAAAGACCCCCCUGUCAGGCGGCGGACACGCCCAUCCCGUUUACAGCAUCUCAAUUGUUGGCACACAGAAUGCACACAAUAUCAUGACCGCAUCCACGGACGGUGUGGUCUGCGGUUGGACGAUGGAUAUGCUCUCUUACCCACAAGAUCGUGUGGAACUGACUACACCUCCCCCAUCUAAGACCGAGGAUCUUGCUCCAACCACCAUGUCAUUCCCUCAUACUGAUCCUACGUUCUUCAUCGUCGGUACUGAAGAGGGAGUCAUCUACCCGUGCCACCGGUAUGAUCGGGCCGGAGCUAAGUCUGGCACAGACCACCGCCUAGCGUACAAGGGACAUACGGCACCAAUCAUGUCUACCGCAUUCCACCCCGGUCGUGGACCCGUAGACCUGGGCGAUCUUAUGUUGAGCUCCAGUUUGGACUGGAGCGUCAAGCUCUGGCGUGUGCGGCCGCCUGCGACGACCGCCUCUGCCACAUCUGGCCUGGCCCAAUCCCAAGUUGUCUCACCCAUUCUCGACAUUACCCGUGACGAUGUUGUCUACGAUGCCCGCUGGCACCCAACCCGACCUGGUGUGUUCUCUCUUGUCGACGGUGCCGGCAACGUCGAAGUCUGGGACCUCGCUUCAGAUACCGAAGUGCCAGUCGCUCGUGAAGUUGUUGACAAUACCCAUGGCAACAUCAUGUCCCGAAGCCUUAACAAGGUUGCAUGGGAUGAGCGCGAGGGACGCCGCCUGGCAACUGGUGGCCUCAAUGGUGUUGUUACAGUCUUUGAAGUUGGCAAGGGUCUCUGUGGGCUGCCGGAGGAAGUGCCGGCGGACGAGUGGACUGGUAUGAAACGGCUUGUAGGAAAGCUAGAACAGAAAGACAAGGACCGGGGGGCGUAA
Molecule: messenger RNA, 2025 nt
Organism: Penicillium expansum
Lineage: Eukaryota; Fungi; Ascomycota; Eurotiomycetes; Eurotiales; Aspergillaceae
Exons: 3
Coding region: 1-2025 (674 amino acids)
Biological process (GO): transport along microtubule
Cellular component (GO): cytoplasmic dynein complex
Molecular function (GO): dynein light chain binding; dynein heavy chain binding
Source: RefSeq, a predicted model, not a curated record